Parus major (Great Tit) is the source of this 9707-nucleotide messenger RNA. It is a transcript of the gene THEMIS, whose product is annotated as thymocyte selection associated. Gene Ontology annotation, biological process: T cell receptor signaling pathway. The record is from RefSeq and is a predicted model, not a curated record. Bases 96 to 2159 code for a protein of 687 amino acids. NCBI's taxonomy places the organism in Eukaryota, Metazoa, Chordata, Aves, Passeriformes, Paridae. The transcript is spliced from 7 exons.
GCACCAGGCUGGGGGUGCUGCUGCCUUGAGAGCUUUUCACUGGUCUUUACCUGCCACGUACUACAGCGUACUACAGUACUACAGUGCUGCCGACCAUGGCCUCUACCCUGGAGAAGUUCAUUCAUUCUCUGGACCUCAGAGCCCUUCCCAGGGUCCUCCAAAUCCAGUCAGGCAUCUAUUGUCAAGGCUCCGUCUAUGAGAUGUUUGGAAACGAAUGCUCCCUGUCAACAGAAGAAGUCAUUAAAGUUAUUGGCUUCAAAAUUAAUAAGCUCAUAGCAAGCAUCUGUGAGAAUAAUGAAGUCAGCCAGUUUUCAGCCAAAGUGGAAUUACCACUAAAUUUUCCUGGUCUUUAUAAAGUUGUGGCAGAUAAGACUCCAUAUAUCAGCAUUGAAGAGAUUGUAAAAAAAGUCUCCAUUGGGCCAACAAGGUUUGGCCAUCCUUGUUUCUACAGCACUGAGGAUAUACAAUUGGCAAACUUCACUAUCAAACAUGAUGAGAAGAUCACCUUCAACUCAGUAGAAGAAGUCCAUGGAACAAUGGCUGUGAACUGUGUUGUGGUCAGAAAUAACCAGUCUCAUUCCUUUACUUUGCCCCUUUCACAAGAAGGUGAAUUCUACGAGUGUGAAGAUGACCAGAUAUACACCCUAAAAGAGAUUGCAGAAUGGAAAAUCCCUAAGUGUAGAAACCGGAUUGUUAAACUUUCCAAUACUGCACAUACGUGGGACUCCUCUAGUCCACUUCCUGAGAAUUUUAAUGGCUGUUUGAUUCUCAUGCCUGUCUACGAAGUGCAGGCAGUAACGAAAUUUCGAAAGGACAUAGUUCAUAUUCUCUCAGAUCUGGAUGUUGAGGUCAAGGAUGUAACAGACUGUUAUGAUAUUAGAUCUUUUCUUCAGCCACUUUCUUUGGAAGAUAUAUUUGAGAGAACAAACAAAGAGUUUCCUAUGGUUGCUGAGAUAAUGGAAGGGCCUUCGGGAAGCCAAAAACCUUAUAACUUAUUGUCUACAGGGAAAGAGAUUGUCAUCUACAAAAAGUACCAGGCAGCAAGAGUCCUAGCCUCUGAGAUGAGAAGUGAUUCCUCCAAAAGACAUUAUUUAAUCCCUAUGAGCUACAAAGGAAAGUUCAAGAGAAGACCUCGGGAGUUUCCAACUGCCUAUGACUUAGAGAUAGCAAGAAGUGAAAAGGAACAUCUUCAUGUUGUGGCAACUAAAGCCUUUUCUUCCCCUUUUAAAGAGCUUUUAUCUGUUUCAGUUGGAGAUCAAUUUCUAGUUCAGCAAUGCCAGACUAGUGAAGUUCUGUAUGAGGGAAGAAAGAAACUCAUAGAUGUUUUAGCUUGUGAGCAAAUACUUAGUGAUUCACAUAAAAAAGUGCUCCUCCCCAUGUACAUGGAAGGUGGCUUUGUGGAAGUGAUUCAUGACAAGAAACAGUACCACCUCUCUGAGAUUUGCAAAGAAUUCCAUUUUCCUUUCAAUGUCAAGGUGUCCGUGAGGGACCUUUCCAUCGAGAAGGAUGUCUUGGCUGCUGCGCCUGGUCUUCAGUUUGAAGAAGAAAUCACAGACUCUUACUUGCUGAUCAGUAGUGCCAGCAGUCCAGCAGAGAGCUGGGAGAUCCCCGUGUAUCGCUUAAACAUGCUGGUCCAUUUGCUCAGCAAAGAUGUCCAGACAGUUGUACCGCCUGUGACUAGGACAACAGUGGAAGAAGUCAGCAAACAGGAAUACUAUAUGUUGCGAAGAUAUGAAAACCUGACCCUUCAUCCACCACCCAGGCCUCCCAAAAAGCCAACAGCAGCAGCAGCACCACCACCUAUUUUUGCAGUGCCUAAGCAAGGUGUGUCUGAUGUACUACAGGCUCCAAAGAAUUUCUACAUAGACACCACCAAGAAAUUGUGCUCAAAUCAAGCUGCUGAUGUUUUGGAAUUGCAAGUUAAUUGUCAAAAUGAUUUGGUGCAUCGUGAGAAUAAGGACAUGACUGGGAAAGCUACACUAGUGGAAACCACUGUGACUAAAGGCCUAGCAAGAAACUAUGAGGCAGAAGAGGAAGAGGAAGAAGAGCAUGACUACAGCUAUAUUGAUGAAAAUAUAGUUGAAAACAUAAGAAAAGUAUUUCAUGACACCAGCAUUAGAAAUGAGCAUUCACUCUCCAGAGGAAGAAGAGACAUCUAAAGAAAAAUAAUUCUGUAAUGAACUGGAAACAAGCAGAAAGCUGUGUCCUCACAUCAAGACUGACCACAACUGUAAGAAAAAGCUGCUCAUGAAAGUGUCCUUCUUGACUCAUGAAGAGCAUACAACAAGGCUGUAAUUUAGCUAUAAUAAUCCUCUGCGAAACUAAACUGCUUACUUGUCUUAAAUAAGAAGUCAAACCAGCUAAUGUCUCAUGACCCUUUGAAUAGACAAAGCUCUUCUGUACAUAUUUAUUAGUGAACUCAGAGAAUGAUGCCAAGUCCAAUUCUUCAUUCUUAUUGCACCUGAAAUUCCGGUUAUUUCCUGAACCUCUGUAGGGCAUAUGCAAGGCACAUCCCUUACUGAAACAGCCACAUAGUUGCUUCCUUUGGGUUUUGUUUUUGUUUUGGUUUUUUUUUUAAGAAGGAAAGGGUAUUAAAGGAUUGUCUUAGGUGGACAUUCAUUUCUUUAGCCAGUGUUACAUGCUUCAGGUUACAGCUCCAAACUAUAAAUGACCAGAUUCCGCCCCUUUUUCACAUGAUGGACAAAGCACAAGUAGUACCAUUGCACAACAUGUAUUUGCCCUGCAAAGCAAAGACACUCUUCUCACAAGACCCAGGAGUGCCUAAAUUAUGUAGCAUUGCCAUCUCCAUAACCUUUUUUACUGCUAAUGUCUAGAAUUACGCUAAAGUUAUUAUAUCCAGCAAUUUUCUGAAAAUGCAGCCACGAAUGGUAGACAGAAACUGGAUCUGAAGAAUUAGAGUCCAUGCCAUCGAUAUCCAUAUAGGAUAGGUGCAUAACCCUGUGGCAAUGGUUUGACUUUCAGGGAAAACUAUCAAGAAUCAAUGUGUAAACACACAAUUGAUGUGCCAGGGGUUUCCAGAGUCAACAGAAGCUUAAUCAGAGUGGCAUAUCCAGAAAUCAGCAGGGUGGAGAAAGGGAAUAUGUUUAGAAAGCCUGGACAUACCCUAUAUUUAGUUCUAUUGAGGAGUUAAAAAACAAAAACUCCAAAAAAGCCUUAGUAUACUUGAAAGCAAAAGUCUUUUCAAGCAGACAGUGAAAUCUCUUCAGACUUGUCUAUUACAAUUCUACUGAAUGAUUAAUUUUCACUAAUGCAAAUUAAUUUAGGAUUUCUUAAUAUUGUCUCACAUUAAUUUAUUCAAGAUAAAUGUUCAUCCUCAUUCAAAUCAGUUACAAUUUAAGUAUUAAAAAUAUCACUCAGAGUACUUUGAUUCCAUGCAUAUGUAGAAUACAACGUUUUGCAUAUCACUGGUUAACACAGCUUGUGGGUGUGUACAAAAGUGGCUGCCACAUAACUUGCAGGUAUUUUAAAUACAUAUUAAGCAUUAAAAAAAAAAUCUGUAUGUCUCUUUUGGCAGCUCAAAACAACUCCAUUUGUUUCGGUAACCUGGUAUUUGAAUUUUAUUUUUUUUUAACUUUGCUGAUUUUUUUUCUCUUUUUUUUUACUUUACCACUGAAUAUGAUGUUGUCUUCUGCUGGAUUUCUGAAAGGCAUGAUGUGUUCCUUCAGAAAAGUACUAGGUUUCUAUAGAAGAAAGGAUGAGAGGAAAGCCAACAAACUUCUGGGCUGCAAGGGCAGGAUGUGCCAGCAGGUAGAGGGAAGUGUCUCUUCUCUCUGCUCAGCACUGGUGAGGCCACAUCUGGACUUCUGUGUCAGUUCUGGGUCCCAAGAAAGAUGCAGACAUACUGCAGUGGGUCCUACAAAAGCCCAUGAGGAUGGUUGAGGACAAAGAGAGUCUGACAUAGAAGGAGAGGCUGAGAUAGCCUAGAAAAAACAAAGUGUCCUCUAGUUGCUGUAAAUGUUGAGUGUGAACAGAGUACAAUGAUAAAGUACCUUCCCAACAAACAUGAGCUUCUUUUGGAUAUUCUACACUGGAAUUUGGGAUCUAGUGAAAAAACCCAAAGGCUUAUCAGCCCUUUCUGUAAAUUCUUCCUAUUAAAAUUCUUCCAAAGAAGAAAUUUCUCUUCUUUGCAUAGAUCCUCUCAUAAGUAGCCUGGUUUGGUCACCCUUGUCACAUGAUGCAAUUCUGUCUUGUAUAUUCAGCCUCACUGAGUUGAAUGAGUUUCCUUCUUCUAAGUAAGGGUGGCGGUUUUAUGAAAUCUGUAAUUAUAUUAAUAGCAGAGAUGUCUCCCACAUCUUUCCCUCUGGCAUAUGGGACAACAUUGUGUCUUGUGACAGAAGUGGGAACUAUCCUGGCUGUUCAGUUUUUAUGACACAGCAGGACAAUGCCAUUUGCAUUCAGUUCUGGAUGGGAGAGAGAACGUAGUGCUGUCUUGAGCUGUGAAGAAAAGACAUUUUGUCUUACUGGAGAAAGCAGAGGGGAGGAAGGAGAUGUGAAGUAAGAUCCUAAUAAAAGGUUUGUGUUUGAUAUUAAAGACUUAAUAAGUAUUGUGAUUCCCUUACGGCAUACAGAUGACCACAGUGAUUUCUUACUGUUUGCUAAUACAUGUUUGACAAAGCUGUAAUGUCAUGGCAAUCCUUGAGGGACAUGGUUAUCACUCCCAGACAUUAAUGCUCAAGACGACUGCAUUCAGGAAGGGAAAGACAUUUUUAGCUGAACACAGACCACAAUUGCUAUGCCUGAAGAGAAUACAAGUGUAUUUAAAUAAUAAGAUAUUUGCUUUGCAAAAGAUUGGCAUAAGCUUUUGCACAGACUUGUUAGCUUAAAGGCUUAUCUCUUUUAAUGCUAAGAAGUAUUUUCAGUGUGUUCUCACUGAGGGCCUGAUCAGAAGCAGCUGCUUCCACAGCACUCCAUGUGUGCAUAAGCCCUUAGUGAGACAGAAUUUUCUGUUUGGAUGAUCAACAUGAACAUAUUUUUAUAUAUCCAGCGUUUGUGCCUGGGAAGAUAAGAAGAAUCUUCUCCCUGCAUUCUUCCUUAAAUGCCAAAACUCUUUUGUUUAAAUGACACAUGACACAUGUGAUGUCACCUAUCACAACACUCCCAAUAAGAAACCACAGUUUAUUCUUGCUAUCUCUUCACUUAACACAUAUCAUAUCUUUCCUACCCCUCCUAAGACUGUCCAGGUGUUUUCCUUUCAUUUUUAGACUGAUGUGUCUUUACCAUGCAAACUUUCAACUCCCUGACCCCAUGUUAAAACUGAUAGUCUCUGAGAGAAUGUUCUCUUGCUUCUACUUCAUGUAUUGGUGGCAGGUUUUGUUGUUUGCUUGUUUUUUAAUUUUUCUCCCUUGUUUUCUUAAUGUAUCUGUGUGCUGGAAGUGUUCUUGUGCUUUGCAAUAGUCGAUUUCUUUGAUAAACUUGCUCUGUAUCUUUUCUUGGGCUUUUAUACUUUCCAAGAUAACCUUUCACAACUCUCUCUGGGACUGAUGAACCAUGUGGGCUGGAUGUAAGUGCAGACUGCCAGCUGCUGGCAGGCUGAGUGGGAAGAGAGAUUGCCCUGCCUUUGCCUUGCCUUUGCUGCUUUUGCUGCUUUUGCCCCAGACUACUGCUGUCAUCUCCAUCCAGAGCAGGAGUACCAGAAUGGAUAGCUCAGUCUGACUAUUUUAAAUUCCUCAUGUAACUUUAAAUUCCUCAUAUUUGUUAACAUUUGGGCAUAUGUGGAAACAGUUGCAUGAUGUUUUAAGGGGCUGAUUCCACCAGGAUCUAAGAAAUGCCUCAACAUCCAUGUGCCUGUAUCCCCUUAUGUCCUCUGCAACAUUGUCCCUGAGGCUCUGGAUGCAGCAGUGCUGGCAGCCAGAGGCUCAGGCCAGCCUCAGAAAGCAAUAACUCUUCCUGGGGCAGCUUCAGAUGUUAUGAUCUGCCUUUCUUGCAAAUACACCACUCUUAUGUAAUUCCUCUGGUUCUCAUGGCGCAGAGGAAGGAUCUGAACUGGGUUCAGGAUUGCCCCACAUGGGGCACUGCAGCUACUUUGUCAGCAAAAAUACUCCCUUUUUGCCUCUUAUUUCAGUUGCCUGCUCUCUUAGGAUCAGUGAUCAAAUCUAUUAGCAUUUUGGGAUCUAAUGUCAUACAAAAGAGAGGUAGAAAGAGCCUUUCUUUCUGAAAUGACUUUACUAGUCCAGAAGGCUGGUUUAUACUGCCACUAUCUGUCCACUAUACCUGCUGCAGCCCUUUCCUGCAAACACACACACAAACAGUUCAUGCAAAUUUUCCCACAACUACUAACAGUUUGCAGAAGGACACUAAGAGACAUUAAGGAUUUUUUUUUAUUAUUAUUUUAUUGCUCUUUCUGUCCUGGAGAGUUUGAUUAGGCAUACAUCAGUUAAAAGCCAUUUUUGAAUUAUUUUUCUAGCCAUGUUUUAAGUAGGUAUAAAUGUCUUCUAACAAAUCUUUACAUGAUUCUGCCUCCAUUCCUCAUCCUCUGAGCCCCAUUUUGAGCCACUGUCAAUGCUUCCUUACUGAGCAGCCCUUUCCAGCUGGUGCUGUUGGGCAGGUCUGCAGCCCCAGGCUCCCCUACACCCUCCUAGGGAUCCUUGACAGCCCCUUCCCUGGGGCAGUUUGCACCAUGCACAUUGUUCUUAAAACACCUCAUGGCCGUUGUGUCUCAUUGUAAAAAAGAUAAUUAAAUCCAAAAUGAGCUUAGACUCAGAUCUACAAGAAUAUUCAUAUUUUUAAAUUGUAUCAAAACCAGGCAGGCAACGUGCUCCUCCUGGGGUCACUAAAGUUAGGGUGAAGGAGAUAACAGGUCUCCAUCCUGCUUUUGUGGCAGGAACUGAAAGUCCACAUCCUCCAACACCCUGCUGAGAGGAGCAGGCAAAAUGCCUCAGUUGAGAGAGUAACUGAACAAUUUGGAUUUGGGAAAUGCAGAGGGGUUUUAACAUUGUGCACAAGAGUCAGAGUACUUAUAUUAGGUUAGCUUUGUUUUCUCUCUGUCAGAGUCCAAAUCUACAUCUUCUACUUCCCAGCAGAAGAAUCUGCUAUCUGCCACAUUAGAGGCUGCCUUGGGCAAGAAUGUUUUUGCUCUUCCCUCCACACCUGCUAGGUGUGGUUUUCCCACCAGAAAAAAAAAGCACUUUAUUAUUCAUUAGAGAGCAUAGGCUGGAUAGGCACUCCCAAUUCUCCACAGAUUAGGGAUCAUAGGGAAGACAAAACUUAGAAGACCAAUUCCUACUUGAAAGGAUAAAGAGUAUUUUGGCAUCUUUACCAAUUACUUCCUUGAGUGUUUUCCCUGUAAGCUCCACAUCUUGAUGUCUAAGAAAGCUAAAGAAGUGCCUAUUGACACCUGUCAUCUGCCGUUCUGUGAAGGCACAGGUACCUUUCCUAGAGAAGAACAAGGUUGCCAUUCCCCUUGUGGAAGAAUAGGUGAAGAGGUCAGCCCUUACAUUUUUCUGUGAUGUAAAUUUUGGACAGUGUUUGGUAAGGCACAGCAGCUGUAUGCCCAGUUGCAAAUCUGUGGACAAGGACAAGAACCUCACUUCUGACCAUUCCUCAGAAAUGUGAUCACUCCUGUAGCAAAGGCACUGAAAACUGCACAGUGCUCAGAAACAAGGAGCUGACCUGCCUAAAAUGAGCUGUGGUGUGGGGACUGUAUAGUAUUCAGCACUAUUGUCUGAGUUUUGAAGAUGGACAGGCUCUUUCCUGGUGUGUUUUUGUUCUCCCAAGUUCUUCCUUUAUCAUGUACCACAUUUCAAUUCUAAACUUCCCUUCUUCACUCCUAAAUGUUAUUUGUCCCAAUCCCCUUAGGCUUGCUAUUGCAAGCCUGUACAGAAGUUUAUCUCCCACCCCCUCACCCUGGCUUUCUGAAGCCAGCUGCGGCUUUGUUUUUUCUAAACACCACCUCUGUCAAAUAAGAACAAGCCCUAAUUAAUGCCAGGCAUUCUUCAGUAGAGAGACCACAUAUGUAAAAGGCAUGAGGACAGAGCUGCAAACCCCAGAUUAAUGCUGAGCAUUUUGCAUAUGAGCAUAUGCUUUGUGAGCCCUUCUUGUCAGCAAACCCCUGCUUAGGUAGUCGUCAGCUUUUGCUAGCUCUUAUUAGCAAGUAAGCUCCUUCAGUGCUCUCCCAUUCCACUCCACAGACAUCCUACCACAUCUCUACAGGUUUCUCUUGAUGCUUUUCUCUCUGUUUAAUUUCUGAUACUCAGAAGUUUUCCUGCAAGUAUGCAUCUAUUCUAUUCCAAGAUAACUGGCUCUAGUCUACUUGUAAGAGUCCCCCCAUCCCAUAUUUUGUCUAAACUUUUAUGCAUUCCUCAGCUUCCAAAGAGCAAUGUCUGGCCAAUUUCUAAAGUCUUUAUCUGACUGGUUGUCUUGCUGGAACAGGACAAAGUGUACGAAAUACAUAAAUGCUUGAUGCUGUAUUAAGAAAGAUGACUCUUUCUCAAAAUUCUGAACUAUUUCCUAAUGUUUCAUGAAUUCAGGUAAGGAGUUAUUUGUUUUUUAAAAAUGUGCUUUAUAAAUAUUCCCUCAAAUGCAGCAGUUUUCAUUUUACAAGUUUGUAUUAAUGUUUUUUUUUCUAUUCUCAAAGCACACCUUAAGUUAAAUCUAAGUCAACCACAUAAAAGGUCAAAAAAAUUUUUAAAACUUUUCUGGAGCACAACUAACUUAAUAUUUUAGCAGCUGGCAGCUGUGGUGAUUACUUUUGGAUUAUAUCUAAAGUCUGCUGGAAACUAAUUACUGUGAUCUAUGAACCAGGUAAUUAAGGUAAAAACUCCCACAUUUUCUUAUACCUCAUUAAUGUAUUUCCUUUGAAAAUUGUUAGCUAAUGAUGCCACAUUAAGAGUUUAUCCAUUAAAUGACAAUGAAUAAUUAACACCUUUGUCCUGGGACAUUAAAGGACAGAAUGGUGUUUAGCUGCUCAAUGUGAUGAUAAUUAUUUCUUAAUUUACAGUGCAAAUAUCAUGUAAGUUUGGGAAGAAAGGAAAAAAUCAAACCGGGAAAAUGGAAUGGAAAGAAAUAAUUUUCUUUUCAUAGAACUUCAUAGAACUGGAAGGGUUUGUAUUGGAAGGAGCCCUAAAGGUGAUCUAGUUCCAAGCCCACUGCUGUGGGCAAAGACAUUUCAUUCAUUUCCUUUUUUCCCAAGAAACUUCAAGCCCUGUCUGCCUGCAGAACCCCACACCCACCUCCUCACAAUCCCUGUUUUCAAGAUAUAACUGAUUUCAAAUGUAGGUUAUAAUCCCAAAGAUUGGGUCUGAGUGUUCCAGGCACUAGGAGUACAAACAUUGCAAAUACAUCUCUUCCUCAGGAAUCAAAUCCAACAUAUGACACACUGCAACAAGUGGAUUAGACAUGGUGGGAUGGAAAAGCAACCUGUGGUUAUACAGGAUACAUAAUCACAUAAAUUAAGAUCCAGAUCAAAGUUUUCUUGAAGUGAAGUGGAUCAAAUACAAUAAUUCUCUGUUGUCAUGUAAAAGCUGGUACGGAGUAAGCUAAUUUUCUUCAGGACUGCUCUGGACUGGCUCUGCUCUACCACGUGAGGCAUUUACUUGUUGCAAAGCAGCACAGCAAGGGACUCUAUCUGUACUCAAGUAUUUAAUCUGAAAAAACAGAAAGCUUCCAGUUUGCAGAUGCUCUGCAAAAUAACAGCUUUGUUGGGAAACAGUCAAGGCAUUGCUUUUGGAUCAGAACUUCAAAACAAGGUU